CUUCAAUCAAAUCCAUUCCAUUUCCCAACUCCAUCCAUUCCUCGCUGCCACCAUUAACAUUCAAUUCAUUCAUUAACCUUGCACCAGUUUCUCACUCACGUGCCACUCACGUGUCCUCUCUCUUCGCACCUUCUCAAAACAAAACACAUAAAUAUUAUACACCAAAAACUCUCACACACACUCCUCAACUCUUUAAUACUACUAUUUCAAUUUCUUAACGUCGUCGUUUCAAACAUUAUGGAUACAGAUACAGUUACACCACCGUCACCUUCCCGUUCUUCUUCGUUACAGAAUAUCAGUCCAAGCAUUCUCAUUAUCGUUACGGUUCUCGCCAUCACAGUUAUCGUUUCUCUUGCUAUCUGUUUCCUUCUCCGCCACCUCAACUGUAACUGUCUCCGCCGUGUUUCCGCCGAUCCAUAUCCGGUAAUCAUUGUAUCGCCUCCCAGCCGGAGAAUCUCACCGGAAAUACCUCCUUCAGUCAUUGACUCCUUGCCUCUGUUCCCCUACUCCUCAAUAUCUCGCCGAUCUUCCACAGUCACCGCCGCUGACUGUGCAGUAUGCUUGUCAAAGUUCCGCAACAGCGACCUCCUCCGUUCUCUACCUCUCUGUUGCCACGCGUUCCACGCUGAGUGCAUCGACACAUGGCUCCGUUCAAAUCUCUCGUGUCCGCUAUGUCGCUCUUCCAUAUUUCCUUCUGAUUCCGACCUCGCGAAGAUUCUUCCGUCUACGUCCUCCGACAGUUUUCGAAUCGAAAUAGGAAACGUGAGCCGGCGAGGAACCAAUGCCGAAUCCGUCGGCGACGCAAGAUCAUAUUCCAUUGGAUCAUUCGAGUAUUAUGUAGAGGAGAUGUCAGAAGUUUCAGUCACACAAGAUCACCGGAGAAGUAUCUCAGAUCAGAAAGAUAUUCACAUUCCGGUACCUGAGAAUCCUUCAAUGUUACACGAAACGUUAGAAACCGUCGGUGGAAAUGCCGGAAGUGGAUACUGGUUGAAGGAGUACAUGGACAGACUUUCGGCUUCUAUAUCGUCGAGGACGGCGUCGUUUCGUAGCUCCGGUAGGUUCUUCAGUGGCGGUGGUGGAAGUAGUCGCAGAAUUGAGCCGGUUGAAUAUGACGUGGAUGGUAACCGAAUUGGUGAAGAGAUUACCGAAAUGUUUCGCUGGCUUUCGUCAGGGGUAUGAUUGUUAAUUUACAUAAUUAACAUUUAGGUUUAAUUUUGAUAGUAUAUAAUUUUUACUUUUUGUUUUUUCAAACAUUCCUUUGUUUGUUACUACUAUAUGGCUUCCAUUUUGAUUUUCUUUUAAGGCUUUAGAACAAAUUUAGUGCAAGAGAUUAGAAUAUUUGGAUUUAAAACAUGCAUUCUUUUAUGAAUGCAUAUGAUAAUAUAGUAUCAUAAUAAUUA
Messenger RNA from Lathyrus oleraceus (garden pea), 1400 nucleotides. RefSeq names its product E3 ubiquitin-protein ligase ATL4. Bases 238 to 1179 code for a protein of 313 amino acids. The record is from RefSeq and is a predicted model, not a curated record. Gene Ontology annotation, biological process: protein ubiquitination. Lineage: Eukaryota; Viridiplantae; Streptophyta; Magnoliopsida; Fabales; Fabaceae. The transcript has a single exon.